Molecule: messenger RNA, 5644 nt
Organism: Sciurus carolinensis (gray squirrel)
Lineage: Eukaryota; Metazoa; Chordata; Mammalia; Rodentia; Sciuridae
Gene: Smc2
Product: structural maintenance of chromosomes 2
Biological process (GO): chromosome organization
Cellular component (GO): chromosome
Molecular function (GO): ATP hydrolysis activity; ATP binding; protein binding
Source: RefSeq, a predicted model, not a curated record
UCCGGCGCGGGUGCUGGAAGAAGGGCAAGGGUAGUACCUGCUAUGGUAGAGUUUGCUUGGUAGCGCGCAAAGCCCGGUGCGAUUGAGCCCUUUCUCCGUCUUCGUGACCGGAGGGAGUUUUGGAGGAGCCCCAAGCACAGGCGGCUUGAGGCAGUGCCGAGGCAGACCUGGCUUUGUGGUUUGUUUGAUGCCUAGCAGAAGUUUACUGGCCCAAGUCAGUAUUGAAAAUGCAUAUUAAAUCAAUCAUUCUUGAGGGAUUCAAGUCCUAUGCUCAGAGGACAGAAGUCAAUGGUUUUGACCCCCUCUUCAAUGCUAUCACUGGUUUAAAUGGUAGUGGAAAAUCUAACAUAUUGGACUCCAUCUGCUUUUUGCUGGGAAUCUCCAAUCUGUCUCAGGUUCGGGCUUCUAAUUUACAAGAUUUAGUUUACAAAAAUGGGCAGGCUGGAAUUACCAAAGCCUCAGUGUCAAUCACCUUUGAUAAUUCUGACAAAAAGCAAAGUCCUUUAGGAUUUGAAGUUCAUGAUGAAAUCACAGUAACAAGGCAGGUGGUUAUUGGUGGCAGGAAUAAAUAUUUAAUCAAUGGAGUAAAUGCAAACAACACCAGAGUACAGGAUCUCUUCUGUUCUGUUGGUCUGAAUGUUAACAACCCUCACUUUCUCAUCAUGCAAGGGUCGAUUACCAAAGUAUUGAAUAUGAAACCUCCUGAGGUAAGAGAGUUGCUAUUUAUGGAAAAAGCAGCUGGAACCAGAAUGUAUGAAUACAAAAAAAUAGCUGCCCAGAAAACUAUAGAAAAAAAAGAAGCUAAGCUGAAAGAAAUUAAACGGUAAUUAAUUAUACUUGAAGAAGAGAUUACUCCAACUAUUCAAAAAUUAAAAGAGGAAAGAUCUUCCUAUUUGGAAUACCAAAAAGUAAUAAGAGAAAUUGAACAUUUGAGUCGUUUAUACAUUGCUUAUCAAUUUUUACUGGCUGAAGAUACCAAAGAACGCUCCGCUGAGGAGUUGAAAGAAAUGCAGGAUAAAAUUCUAAAACUUCAAGAAGAAUUGUCUGAGAAUGAUAAAAAAAUAACACUUAAUCAUGAAAUAGAAGAAUUAGAAAAAAGAAAAGAUAAGGAAAUUGGAGGUGUACUUCGAUCUUUAGAAGAUGCUCUUGCAGAAGCUCAGCGAGUUAAUACUAAAUCUCAAAGUGCUUUUGACCUCAAGAAAAAUCUGGCAAGUGAAGAAAACAAACACAAGGAGUGAAAAAAUAUGAUUGAGGACUCUAAAACCUUAGCAGCAAAGGAAAAAGAAGAAAAGAUAACAGAUGGGCUACAUGACCUUCAAGAAGCAAGUAAUAAAGAUGCUGAAGCUUUGGCUGCUGCACAGCAACACUUCAAUGCUGUUUCCGCUGGCUUGUCCAGUAAUGAAGAUGGAGCAGAAGCAACUCUCGCUGGUCAAAUGAUCGCCUGUAAAAAUGAUAUAAGUAAAGCUCAGACAGAGGCCAAACAGGCCCAAAUGAAGCUGAAACAUGCCCAGCAAGAAUUAAAGAAUAAGCAAGCAGAAGUUAAGAAGAUGGAUAGUGGCUACAGGAAGGAUCAAGAAGCUUUAGAAGCUGUAAAAAAACUUAAAGAAAAACUUGAAACCGAAAUGAAGAAGCUAAAUUAUGAAGAAAAUAAGGAGGAAAGACUUUUGGAAAAACGCAGGCAGCUGUCUCGUGAUAUCAGUAGAUUGAAAGAAACAUAUGAAGCUCUCUUGGCCAGAUUUCCCAAUCUUCAAUUUUCCGUUAGGGAUCCGGAGAAGAACUGGAACAGAAAUUGUGUGAAAGGACUUGUAGCUUCUCUGAUUAGUGAAGAUAGUUCUGCAACCACAGCUUUAGAACUGGUGGCUGGAGAACGACUCUACAAUGUUGUAGUAGAUACAGAGGUUACUGGUAAAAAGCUAUUAGAAAAGGGAUUGAAGCGACGUUACACUAUAAUUCCACUCAAUAAAAUUUCAGCCAGAUGUAUUGCUCCAGAAACUCUGAGGGUUGCUCAGAAUCUUGUUGGUCCUGAUAAUGUUCAUGUGGCUCUAUCCCUGGUUGAAUACAAGCCAGAACUUCAGAAAGCAAUGGAGUUGUCUUUGGAACAACGUUUGUUUUGUGACAGUAUGGAUAAUGCCAAAAAAGUGGCCUUUGAAAGGAUAAUGACUAGAACUGUAACUCUAGGAGGUGAUGUAUUUGAUCCUCAUGGGACAUUGAGUGGAGGUGCUCGAUCCCAGGCAGCUUCUAUUUUAACCAAGUUUCAAGAACUCAAAGAUGUACAAGAUGAACUAAGAAUUAAGGAAAAUGAGCUACGGACUCUAGAGGAGGAAUUAGCAGGUCUUAAAAACACUGCUGAAAAGUAUCGCCAACUAAAACAACAGUGGGAGUUGAAAACAGAGGAGGCAGAUUUAUUACAAACCAAGCUCCAGCAAAGCUCAUAUCACAAACAACAAGAAGAAUUAGAUACCCUUAAAAGAACAAUUGAUGAAAGUGAGGAGACCUUAAAAAACACCAAAGAAAUCCAAAAAAUAGAAGAAAAAUAUGAAGUGUUGGAGAAUAAAAUGAAAAAUGCAGAAGCUGAAAGAGAGAGAGAACUAAAAGAUGCUCAGAAAAAACUGGAUUGUGCCAAAACAAAGGCAGAUGCAUCUAGUAAGAAAAUGAAAGAAAACAACAGACUGGUGGAAGUUGAAGCUAUCACUCUGGAGCUAGAAGAGCUCAAGAGAGAGCAUGCGUCUUAUAAACAACAGCUUGAAGCUGUAAAUGAGGCUAUCAAAUCCUAUGAAGGUCAAAUUGAAGUAAUGGCAGCUGAGGUAGCUAAAAUAAGGCCUGCAUGUGUUUCUAGACCACAGACCACAGAGUGGUAUCCAUCCUAUAGACCUGUGAACCUCCAUGUUGAGAGGCCAGAUGCAGCUGCCUUUGAUAAAAGCACACUGGAAUCAGCACCAAGUCCCUUCAUUCCUACACUGGAAUCAGUGAAUAAAGCUCAAGAAGAGUUGACCAAGCAAAAAGAGGUGAUAACAGCCCAAGACAAUGUAAUUAAAGCUAAAUAUGCAGAAGUGGCAAAACAUAAGGAGCAAAACAAUGAUUCUCAGCUUAAAAUUAAGGAAUUAGACCACAAUAUCAGCAAACAUAAACGGGAAGCAGAAGAUGCUGCUGCAAAGGUAUCCAAAAUGUUGAAAGAUUAUGACUGGAUUAAUGCAGAGAAACACCUCUUUGGCCAAUCUAAUAGUGCCUAUGAUUUCAAAACUAACAACCCCAAAGAAGCUGGUCAGAGACUUCAGAAGUUGCAAGAAAUGAAGGAGAAACUAGGAAGAAAUGUCAAUAUGAGAGCUAUGAAUGUACUGACAGAAGCUGAAGAGCGAUAUAAUGACUUGAUGAAGAAGAAGAGAAUUGUAGAAAAUGACAAAUCCAAAAUCCUUGCAACUAUAGAAGACCUUGACCAAAAGAAAAACCAAGCUCUAAAUAUUGCUUGGCAAAAGGUGAACAAAGACUUUGGAUCUAUUUUUUCUACUCUUUUGCCUGGUGCAAAUGCUAUGCUUGCACCACCAGAGGGACAAACUGUUUUGGAUGGUCUCGAGUUCAAGGUUGCUUUAGGAAAUACCUGGAAAGAAAACCUAACUGAGCUUAGUGGUGGUCAGAGGUCUUUAGUGGCUUUAUCAUUAAUAUUAUCUAUGCUCCUCUUCAAACCUGCUCCAAUUUAUAUCUUGGAUGAGGUAGAUGCAGCCUUGGAUCUUUCUCACACCCAGAAUAUUGGACAAAUGCUGCGUACUCAUUUCACGCAUUCUCAGUUCAUUGUGGUGUCCCUAAAAGAAGGCAUGUUCAACAAUGCAAAUGUUCUUUUCAAAACCAAGUUUGUGGAUGGUGUUUCUACAGUAGCCAGAUUUACUCAAAGUCAAAAUGGAAGAAUUCCCAAGGAAACAAAAUCCAAGGCAAAAGGACCCAAAUGAGCAUAUGGUGGAAGUUUAAAAUACAAACGUGCACCUUGACCUGUUUUUCAAACAAUCUUUGAAGAACUUGGGAUCUGAUUUGUUUAUAUAAUGUUAUUUUGUUACUUAACUCAUAUUUUUUCUUUCUUUUUAUUAUCACUUAUAAAUGAGCAGAUUUCUCUCUCAAUUAAUGUAACUCUGGUCCAAUUAGUGUGGUUGUGAUUUUAUAUAUAUCAUCAAAUGCUUGUUUGUAUGCAAGUUUUUUAAUGUUUGUAUUAGGGAACCUGAGAUACCUAGUUGGUGGUAAAUUAUAUAUGGAAAGGCAAAAAUAUAAAGAAAAAGAUGAAAUUAAAUUACAGGAUAAAUAUAGCUGAUGGUCCAAUUUUAAUUAGUUUAAUUCCUAAGGCAGUAUUAAUGUGUUUUCUGUUGCUGAUAAAAAUCAUUUAGGUAAGGAAAAAUUGCAAAGUAAGUAGCUAGAACAACAAAGGGAACACAAAGAAAGCUAUUAUGCAUGCAUCAAGCUUUUUGAGGAUAGUCUCUUGAGGACACAAGGCCAGAUCCUGGAAUAGGAAACAGAUCUUCAAAAGAUUUCUCAUUUUAGUGAUGUUGAAAUAUCAUGUUUGUAUGUACAAUAAUUGGUUUCUAUAACCAUAUGUAGUUUUUUUUAUUUUUAAGCUUUAUGAGUAUUUUAAUGGGAGUUUGGAAAGAGGUGUGUUGUAUGGUGCUCUCUGUGGGUUUAUGUGCAGUCUCCCAAUAUAUUUUCAAAGAUUAUUGGCACCUUUUAGUAUUCUAAUCAAUGACCUAUUGGUGAAUGAGAGUUUAAGACCUAGCAGACUAAAUUAAAUGGAUCUUUUUCUUGAGUCUGAAAACUAUAUAAGUAAAUAGAUCCAUUUGUCCUAUUAAAUUACUCAAGAGCUUGAUGAUUAUCAUAAUUCUUGGUGCCUUCUGCUUUCCAUUUCAAGGGGGUGAGGUGAAAUUCCUUUAGAACUGGAAAGCUAAAGUUAUUAAACAUCAUGAGACUACUCUCUGUAGUUUUUUAUUAUGUCUUGAUACAUUGCCAAAAUAGUGUCUCCAAAUUAUGAAUCCUACAAGUUCUGAUGUAAUCUAAUCAUAUUGUGGAUGCAUUAUUUUGGGCCCAAAUCCUUACCUGAUACUUGAGCCUUAAUUCUUUAGCUAUUAUCAUUCUUUCCCUGAUAACAUGCUCAUAUUUCCUGACCCUGGGUUUUAACCUUUCUCAUUCUUCAUUCUCCAUACAUAUUUGAGAUGUUACAAUAAUAUCCAAGUAAUUGAUAUUUGGGGACAGAUUGGAAAGGAUUUAAUCUGGAGAGAGUUCUAUCUACUGUGGGAGGGAAAGGAGAUAAAAGCUAGAAAUACUGAGUUACAGAAUGUCCAGGAUCACAGGUAACAGACCUGUAGAGUUUGCUUCCUUUCAAAAAAGUAUUAAAACUAUCGACCAAAAUAGCAAUAUCCAUUCUCACUGUCACCGACAAAGUAUACCAGCAAAACUAAUCAGUACUAUUUAUUUUAAUAUUUCUGAUUAAACAAUUAAUAAAAUGGUACUUGAUUGCUAUGUUAGCCAGCAUUUUAGCAUAACUUAUGGGGUUGAAUAAUUUGCCAUUAUGUACUACUAAUUUCCUUUCCUGUGCAACAAUUUUCUGCUUGUGUGCUUUCCUGGUUUUUGUCUUGUAUAUAUUCGCACUCUGAAGAUUCUCAAAUAUAUUAAA